UACUUUAUUUAUUUAUCUCCUUUCCCUGCAAAACCCUAAAUUCUUGUUUCCUGAACAAAUUCUUGUCUCACUCCAAAAGGUUUGCAUUUUCUUCUUUGUAAUUCUUGAUGAUUUUUUUGUUGAAUUUUUUAUGAGCAUUUUCAAGCUCUCUGCAGUCUCUGCAAUGGUGAGAAUUUAAGCCACAAAAUUGUUUUUAUAAAAAAAAAGUAAACCCAUUUUCAUGCUCAUAAAACUGGGUUACUUUUGAUCUUUGAAUUUUUAAUUGAAGUUGUUGUCUAUUUUACAUUUUCUUCUAUUUUCUGGUAUGUUUUUUACUCUGUAAUUGAACUCAAGUUUUGUUUUCUUUCUUUCUUUUCUUUUUGAUGAUUUAUUGGCAAAAUUAAUUCUUUUGAACCUUCUGAUCACCCAAAUUUUAGAGAGAGUUUUAAAGUUUUAUGCGUAGGUUGAAGGGGUUUUAGGCAGCUGGGGUUUUUCUUUUUUCUUGAUCUAAAACAUAUAUGAAUGGAGGACAAAGAGGGACCAACGCCCGGGGUCUCAGUGAAAGUGGAUGAAGCUCCAAAGGGCUACCACGUGGCGCCCAGAAUGGAAAACCCCACCCCAUAUGCGGGGCCCACAAUGCAGGCCAACGCUGCACCUCCAGCGAGCAUAGCAGCGCCUCUGGGACCUGGCACCAGCACCGAGAUGAAGAAAAAAAGAGGCAGACCAAGAAAGUACGGACCAGAUGGGUCUUUGGCAAUGGCAUUGUCACCGAUGCCAAUAUCGUCGUCGAUUCCACUGUCGGGAGAGGUUACCCCUUGGAAACGGGGAAGAGGGCGGUCGGUUGACACGGUCAAAAAGUCAAACCAGUAUGAGUUCGAGAGCAGCCCAGGUGACGGAAUUGCAUAUUUUGUUGGGGCAAAUUUCACACCUCAUGUGAUCACUGUUAAUGCUGGUGAGGAUAUUAUAAUGAAGGUGAUGUCUUUUUCUCAACAAGGCACUCAUGCUAUCUGCAUUCUCUCUGCUAAUGGCACUAUUUCAAAUGUUACCCUUCGACAGCCUACUUCAUCUGGUGGUUCUCUGACAUAUGAGGGACGUUUUGAGAUCCUUUCCUUGUCCGGUUCAUUUAUGCCUACUGAGAAUGGUGGAACAAAGAGUAGAUCUGGUGGGAUGAGUGUUUCUUUGGCAGGCCCAGAUGGUCGCGUUCUAGGAGGGGGGCUUGCUGGUCUGUUGGUAGCUGCUGGUCCUGUGCAGGUUGUUGUGGGCAGUUUUCUUCCAGGUCACCAGCAGGAGCAGAAGCACAAGAAACAGAGAACUGAACCGGCAGCAGCUGUUGUGAGCCCAAUGGCUGUGCAUACAAUGUCUGCAGAUGGAAUUAAGGUUUCCUGUAGUGGAGUAAAGGCAAUUCUCACCUCUCCAUCAUUCCGUGGAGACAGUUCAGGUACUUUCAACCUUAUCCAGGGCUUGAGAAAUUCUACCAUUGACAAUAAAUCAUCUUCAAGUGGAGAGGAAUCAAAAGGCCACAGUCUAUCACAGUGAGGUUUCCAGUUGAUAGCAUUUGCAUGCUGGAAGCUAGUUCAUCAUCAUUGUUCUUUUUAUGUGGACACAACAUACUGUAGCCUCCAAAGUCAAACUCGUCCAAAACCAGUAUAAUUUCAUUGGCUUCUAACCAAGGGAAAAGUAGGUUUAAUGUCAUGAUGGUUUUAACCCAUAAUUGUACUGCCUUUUUAGGUUUAGGUAGGAUUUCUAAUUUUUAGAUCGGUAUCCGGCUUUCUUAACGGUGAUGGUGUAUUACUCAUUGAUGUAAAAUUUUAUGAAUGAUUGAAACCUGGUGUGCCUUUCCCCUGAUCAAGUGCCUGUAUCCGAAUGAUUUGAAGCUUAAAAUGCAUGUUUUGAUUAUGGUUUGUCGAAACUCAAGAUGCUUAAUUAAAUAAUGAAUUGCUACAUUUCCAAAUAACAGA
Molecule: messenger RNA, 1937 nt
Organism: Durio zibethinus
Lineage: Eukaryota; Viridiplantae; Streptophyta; Magnoliopsida; Malvales; Malvaceae
Product: AT-hook motif nuclear-localized protein 3-like
Molecular function (GO): minor groove of adenine-thymine-rich DNA binding
Source: RefSeq, a predicted model, not a curated record